GUCAGUGGCUGAUGUUUCCACUUUCGAUCGGUGAACCGCGCAAGGUGGGGUAUGUCAAAAGAUACCUCAAAGACCCUCAGAUAAUCGUAGAGUUCUAACAUUAUCGAUUAUUUUCAUCGGAUACAAGUAUCUGGAUAGUUAUCUGCGCAUCUUAUAUUUAUUUAUGUGGAUAUAAAUGGCUGAUGAAAUUUGCAUUUACAGGGGACAAAAUAUAAGCUUCUUUUUGUUCUUUGCAAAGUCAAAUGAAACUUAUUCGUGCAUCUCCUGUCAAGACCUGCGAAUGCGGAAGAAAAAAGGUUGAGGGCAUCCUUGCAUGCACGAAAGAGAUAUGCCUCCUAUCUACUAUGCACGGUCAAUAUAACGGUAGAAAUCUUGUCGGACGUGGAGCGAAUAGAAGUGUAACGGUGAGCGGAUUUUGUCCGUGAAGGAGGCGGUCAGUCUGAAAUUCUGUGCGCUGUAGUGCCAAUCGAUUUCACGACCGCAGUACUCGGUCGUCGACCUGCACAUCGUCGAAAUUACACCUAUUGUAGUCUGUCAUCACCGAAUACGCGCGAAAUAUGUUACUCGAAUUGCUCACGAUUUGCGUCCUCGGCACCGUCGUCUACUGCGUGCCUUACAAGACGUGGCACGUCGCUGGUGUAUCCUUGCUCUACGUGAUCAAAUAUAACAUCCUCGGUAUGCUAGCGGUCAUGCACGACCUAUGGAACAUCAAGCGCAAUAAGAUUGAUUUGCCUCCGAUGCCGGCUAAAAUUGCGAUCGUAACUGGCGGUUCUAGAGGGAUAGGAGCAAUGGUAGUGAAGAAACUCCUGCAGUGUGAUAUGGAAGUUAUAAUCGCUUGUAGAACAGCUAUAAUGGGAGAAAAAACCGUCCUUCAACUUAGGAAGUCAGGAGUCACUAAUGGCAGGGUGAAAGUCUAUGAGCUCGACAAUUCCUCUCUUGAAUCAGUAAGGGAAUUCGCGGAGAGAAUAAAAAAGGAGUAUACCAAAGUUCAUAUAUUGAUUAACAAUGCCGGUGUUAUGUUUCCUCCAUAUCAACAAACAAAAGAUGGAUUUGAGGAACAAUGGGCCGUAAAUUAUUUAUCACAUUUCUUACUAACGUCACUUUUAUUACCAUUACUAAAAAAUGGCGGGCAACCUGACGAUUGUAGUAGAAUAAUCAACGUUACUUCCUGCGCUUAUAUACUUGGAAAUUCGAAUUUCGAUAGCGUCAAUUGCAGGGACAAAUUCGUGACACAAGCAGUAUAUGCGCAAAGUAAAUUAGCGCAAGUGAUAUUCACGUCCACGUUACAAAAAUGUUUAACAGACAGAUCGUUGAAUGUACGGAUAUAUUCUGUACAUCCGGGUAUUGUGAAAACUGAUUUAUUCAACAAUAGCUAUUUAAGCAAAGUUAAAUUGCUUAUGAUUGGAUUUAAGACACCUGAACAAGGAGCUAUUCCCAUAGUAUAUACAGCAAUAAAUAAAGACAUUGGAAUGAGAGGUGGUUUAUACAUUAAUAAUUGCAAAGAAAGUUCUAUACUUCCGAAGGCACUGGAGCCUAAGACACAAGAACAACUGUUUGAUUUAUCUUUAAAACAAGCACAAUUAAAUGAUUUCUUUCAGUAUUUGUAAUGGAAGAGCGGUGUUACUUAAAUUAUCGUUGUUUUUGUAUUCUAUUAAAUGCAUUUCUAACUGAGAAAAUUUACUUCUUUUGCUUGUAACCAACCUGUGAUAAAUAAUAGCAUAACUUUGUGACACAUCUAGUAUGAAUAUGUAGUUGUAUUGUAAGGAUGUUCAACAUGAGAUGAUUUAUACUAAUUUUAUACACAUAUCUUUACCA
Messenger RNA from Harpegnathos saltator (Jerdon's jumping ant), 1815 nucleotides. Its product is annotated as retinol dehydrogenase 12. Bases 558 to 1607 code for a protein of 349 amino acids. NCBI's taxonomy places the organism in Eukaryota, Metazoa, Arthropoda, Insecta, Hymenoptera, Formicidae. The transcript has 8 exons. The record is from RefSeq and is a predicted model, not a curated record.